AUGUGGCAAAAAUACACUCACACUUUGGGCUCUAAGAGUUUUGCUCGGGUGCGAGAAGAUGAGAGGAAAAAAAGAACUAAUGGGGAAGAACCAUCUGAGAUUGAUAUGUUUGUCUUAACUCGUAAAAGAAAGGAUGGUACAAUGAAACUUGAUGAAGAAACAAAGGUUGAAUUGGAGCAAUUGACAUCCCAAUCACAUGAUACACCUAAGAGUAGUAAUGCUAGGGAAAACUUCAUCAAAAAAAUAUUUAAACCCCAUCCUGGACGAGCACCUCUCCAUGGAAAAGGUGUCACUCUAUCUGAUUUGAGAGAAAAAUCAACAACUCAAGCAUCCAAUGAAGUUCUUCAAGAAUUAGCUGCAAGGGAAAAGAAGGCGAUCGAGAUGGAGGAAAAGUUUGAAAGGAUGAUGCUUGGCUUAAAGAGCAUUGUGGCACAAAUUCAGCACACUUACCCUGGAGUUGAAAUACCUCCAGAGAUGAUGGAAAGUCCUUUGGCUAAUAGACACCAACCUCCGGAUGCUGGAAGUGCUCCUCGAGUAGAUUGACAGCAUUCAUCUACAUCAACACAUAGUCCUAGAGAGGUGAUACAAUUUUCUGCUUUAAUAGUGUUUGAAUGAACUCAAAAUACAUGACAGAGGACAUGCUUC
Messenger RNA from Tripterygium wilfordii, 645 nucleotides. RefSeq lists its product as uncharacterized. Lineage: Eukaryota; Viridiplantae; Streptophyta; Magnoliopsida; Celastrales; Celastraceae. The transcript has 3 exons. The coding region runs from base 1 to 543 and encodes 180 amino acids. The record is from RefSeq and is a predicted model, not a curated record.